AUGGCGCUGUUCAAGUGCCUGUGCGUUUUUCUAUUAUCUCUCCUGCUUGCCUUCACCUUCACCAAUGCCGACGAAGAAGCUUCACGGCGGACGCUCCCGCCGAUCCCCUGCAUCCCAGGCCGGCCACGGCCCCCGUGGCUGCCACCCUGCUCGCCGCCUUCCCCGCCGCCGCCGCAGCCAGCCGAGUGCUACACGUCGCUGUCGGGGCUGAUGCCGUGCGCGGACUUCCUCACCAGCACCGGGGUGCCGCAGGCCCCCUCCAGCGCCUGCUGCCACGGCCUCAGGUCGCUCGUCACCGACGCGCCCAUCUGCCUGUGCCACGUCGUCAGCGGCGACAUCAGCAAGCUCCUGCCGGCGCCCAUGAUACCGCGACGCAUGGUGGAGCUCCCCCGCUUGUGCGCCGUCUCCUUCCCACGUGCCACGCUUCGCCAGUGCAUUAGUGAGUCGAUCAUAUACUAA
This is a messenger RNA of Miscanthus lutarioriparius, 459 nucleotides long. The record is from the annotation of a GenBank genome assembly. Lineage: Eukaryota; Viridiplantae; Streptophyta; Magnoliopsida; Poales; Poaceae.